This is a messenger RNA of Acomys russatus (golden spiny mouse), 1787 nucleotides long. It is a transcript of the gene Diras2, whose product is annotated as DIRAS family GTPase 2. Gene Ontology annotation, cellular component: plasma membrane. Bases 495 to 1094 code for a protein of 199 amino acids. Lineage: Eukaryota; Metazoa; Chordata; Mammalia; Rodentia; Muridae. Gene Ontology annotation, molecular function: GTP binding; GDP binding; GTPase activity. Gene Ontology annotation, biological process: signal transduction. The record is from RefSeq and is a predicted model, not a curated record. The transcript has 2 exons.
CCACCACCGCAGCGACCGUGCCUCUCCAGAGCCAGAGCUUAAGGAGGGCGGAGCCGGAGGCAAGGAGGCCAGAGGCUGAGAGCACCGCGUGGGAGGACUACGCAGGGCCAGGCGGGGGUGCGGGCGUUGCACAAAGGUGCAGGGCGCAGAGCUGGUGGUUGCAAGGCAGUGCAGAGCCGGCGUUGGUGCACAAGGCAGCGAGGGCGCAGAGUAGGGUGCAGAACACUGCACUGGGCGUUGCAUUGGGCGUUGCACUAAGAGGUGCGGGGCUCUGGGCAUUGAACUGGAGGUGCAAUACACUGGGCGGUGCACAAGGGCGGUGCGGGGCGCAGGGCAGCUGACAGCGUCAUCAGGCGGGAGCAGCGCGCGCUCCGCCUCAGCAGCCACCGCAACGCGCUGCGCGCAGCGGGUCCCGAGCAGCGCUUGGAGACUUGCGGUGCUGAGCCGGCUCUCCCCAGGCAUCUCCUGGUCAGUAGCUGGACUUGUGAAGCAACAUGCCGGAACAGAGCAAUGACUACAGGGUGGCUGUGUUUGGGGCAGGUGGUGUUGGCAAGAGCUCCCUCGUUUUGAGGUUUGUGAAAGGGACCUUCAGGGAGAGCUACAUCCCAACGGUGGAAGACACCUACCGGCAGGUCAUCAGCUGUGACAAGAGCAUAUGCACACUGCAGAUCACCGACACUACUGGGAGCCACCAGUUCCCGGCCAUGCAGCGGCUGUCCAUCUCCAAAGGCCAUGCCUUCAUCCUGGUCUACUCCAUCACCAGCCGGCAGUCCCUGGAGGAACUCAAGCCCAUCUACGAGCAGAUCUGUGAGAUCAAGGGGGAUGUGGAGAGCAUCCCUAUCAUGCUGGUGGGGAACAAGUGUGAUGAGAGCCCCAACCGUGAGGUGCAGAGCGGUGAGGCAGAGGCCUUAGCACGCACGUGGAAGUGCGCCUUCAUGGAGACGUCGGCCAAGCUCAACCACAAUGUCAAGGAACUCUUUCAGGAGCUCCUCAACCUGGAGAAGCGCAGGACCGUGAGCCUCCAGAUCGACGGCAAGAAGAGCAAGCAGCAGAAGAGGAAGGAGAAGCUCAAGGGCAAGUGUGUGGUCAUGUGAGAGGCCCUCCUUACAGAAGGAGCUGCUGCUGCCCUUAGGGUUUCUCUACCCCUCCCCCUUUGAACCCCAUCGUUGUCAGGGCAGCAUGUCUGAUGCCCGUGUGUUAAACAUUGCAUUUGGCUGCAACACACCCUGCAAUGUCCUCCAGAGGCGUUCCAUACACCCCACCAGCCCACCCCUCAGGAGUUUCAGAAUCUGCGAUGCUCUCAGCAUCCCAGAAAGCUGAGGCCGGUCCUGAGCGGGCUUUGGCCACUUGAAGGAGAGGGGACUCAGAGCCGUGGACACAGGAGGGACUGAGAGUACUGGGUUAAGCAUGUGCGCAUGACAACUGGUUAGCCCAUAGCUACAGGUACCAUCCCACAUCAGGCAAUGUAGUUCAGAUGCCACUAACAUCUCUGGGGGGAGACGCAGACAGUUGAAGGAGGUGAGAAACUAGUGGGUCCAACAUGGGCUCGUGGACCUCAGUGGUUCCAGUUAACGCAUUUUUAGUGGGGUUGGAGAGAAAACACCAUAGCCCCCUCCAAGUGAUGCUCAUGCUAUUCCUACUGACACACCUGAGGGCUGCUCUCAUCUCCUCAAAGCCUUCUUAGCAAGUACUGUGUCAGCCUGUUAAGAGUAUAUACACUUCACAUGCAAUGCCAAGGCCACUUGUGGCAUGAUGCUGUGUCAGCACUUUUUUGGUUUAGUUUUGGU